This is a messenger RNA of Capsella rubella, 480 nucleotides long. RefSeq lists its product as uncharacterized. The transcript has a single exon. The coding region runs from base 1 to 480 and encodes 159 amino acids. The record is from RefSeq and is a predicted model, not a curated record. NCBI's taxonomy places the organism in Eukaryota, Viridiplantae, Streptophyta, Magnoliopsida, Brassicales, Brassicaceae.
AUGGAUGGUUUGAUGAAACAUAACCUUCUUAAAAGUUUCAUCGUCUCUCUCAUUCUCACUCUCGUCUUCUUCACCUCACCAUCAUCAACAUCAUCAUCUCCGGAUCAAGAAACAAGAGUAUCUACACAAAAGACAGAAACCUAUCUCAACAGCAACGAAUCACCGCACCAACUCAUCUACAUCAAGAAAACGAAACCGUUCAUCUUGAACCGGCGGGUGCAAAGAGACCACCACCACCAUCGUCGUCGUUACAAUCACCACUACUACUACUACUAUCGUCAUAGUCUUCGUCGCCGUGGUCUUCAUCGAGGUGACUACUUCAAGAUGAUGGCUAAGAGGAGUAACGGCUUAAACCGUCAGGAUGCAUUCUCGGUUAUGCUUCCCAAAGGAUUCGUACCACCUUCCGGUUCAUCUCCAUGCCAUAACCAGAACCCUAACUCUGCUACCACUCUCUUUUGCGAUCUUUCUACACAACCUUAG